CGAAAGAUGGCGGGUGUUUGCGGCAAUUGCCAAAUACUUCGCCUGACUUCAACCCUAAAAGGAUGCUUUAACACCAAAUUCCUGCCUUUUAAACCAAAAUAUAUCAUACCUGCUACCUUCGUCUCUACCUUCAGUUUUCUCGGAUGUCGACGUUCGUCUGAAGAUCGUCGUUCUGGAGGCUUCAUUUGGCAACACGGAAGAUGUGUGCUGGAAGACGUCUACAAGUUUUGGAAGAUGGAAGGAUCAAGAACCUAUAGAUCCACUUCUUUUCAUUUUCAGCGAGGUGUAGAGGAACCUGGGAAGACGAAACCAGUGUCUGGAAUAAUCAAGACGAAGCUGGAAAAGAUGAAAGAAAUGAAAGAGGAUAUUUAUACAGUGCCAAAUCUGCUGUCCACCUUCAGAAUAGUGAUCACUCCAGUUCUUGGCUAUCUGAUAGUUACAGAGGAUUUUGUCAGCUCUUUAAUUUUCUUUGGUGUCGCUGGUGUCACUGACAUGCUUGAUGGAUUCAUUGCAAGAAAUUUUAAAAACCAGAAAUCAGUGCUGGGCACAGUUUUAGAUCCAUUUGCUGACAAGAUUCUGAUGUCUGUACUGACCAUAUCACUCACUGUUGUGUCUCUUCUACCAGUAACCCUGACUGCAUUGAUUCUGAGUCGAGAUGCUCUUUUGAUUGGCUAUGCUUUUUACUUGAGAUACAAGUCACUUCCAUCACCGAAAACAAUUUCCAGGUACUUUGAUUUUAACUUACCUACAGUGGAGCUUAGACCCAACUUUCUUGGCAAGGCCAACACAGUUUUACAGCUGGCUCUUGUUGGCUGUUCGCUGGCUGCUCCUGUUUUUGGAUUUGUGGAUCAUCCUCAUUUGCAAUACCUUUGGUAUACAGUGGCUUGUUCAACUGUCAUGUCUAGUAUUAGUUAUCUUAUCAACUUUAGAGGAUCUGUAAAAUAUCUUUAAUAAAUUAAUUGAACGAUUGCAGCUUCUUUGGAAAAAAAAGAUGAAAUAAAAAAGA
Pocillopora verrucosa is the source of this 1006-nucleotide messenger RNA. Its product is annotated as cardiolipin synthase (CMP-forming). Gene Ontology annotation, molecular function: cardiolipin synthase (CMP-forming) activity. NCBI's taxonomy places the organism in Eukaryota, Metazoa, Cnidaria, Anthozoa, Scleractinia, Pocilloporidae. Gene Ontology annotation, cellular component: membrane; mitochondrion. Gene Ontology annotation, biological process: cardiolipin biosynthetic process. The record is from RefSeq and is a predicted model, not a curated record.